GGAGAGAGAAAGAGAGUGGAGCCCGGCACUGGAGGAGAGAACAGACAUCCAGCCGUUGGAGGAGCGAGACGCAACAAGAAACCGAAAAGCAGGAGAGAGUAGACAACGUGAGGGAAGACAAGCGCUCCGACGGCUGGAAACAUCCCGGAAAUAUCAGUUUGUUCUCCAUUUCCAGUGUAUUGAACCCGGAAUCAAAAGAGAAGAGUGAGAGCUAGCUAGUUCUGAAAGUGCUUAUAUUCCAUCCGGGCUGGUGACAGGUAGUUAUUUGACUCUGGUGAAGGUUAUUUAAAGGCUUACACGCGGAGAAGAGAGCAGGAAUAGAGGUAGAAGCCUGCAAGUUAUAGCAGGGCUGUCUGUGUGAAGAUAGGAGGAGGAGGAGGAGGAGAGUACAGCGGGCACAAAGAGCGGAGCAUCCAGGAGGAAGGAGAACUGCAAAGACAACAAGCGCAUCAUCCCUCUUUAACUUCUCAUCGCUGACCAUUAACUUCACCUGCAGCCGCUCUUACUUGAAAAGUGGUCCAGCAUCAGUUGCCGUUACCAAGGAUACCUGCUCCCGAUCUGUUUACUUCUCAUCCCGUCAAUUCCGAGUCGUCCUCUCAGCUCUGUCCCGAUGAAGGAGGCUGACGCCAUCAAGCUCUUUGUGGGGCAGAUCCCUCGGAAUCUGGAGGAGAAAGAUCUGAAGCCUAUCUUCGAGCAGUUUGGCAAGAUCUAUGAGCUAACAGUGAUUAAGGACAAAUACACCGGAAUGCACAAAGGAUGUGCGUUUCUGACAUACUGUGCACGGGAGUCUGCGUUGAAAGCUCAGAGUGCUCUCCAUGAGCAGAAGACCCUACCAGGGAUGAAUCGACCGAUCCAGGUGAAACCAGCUGAUAGCGAGGGCAGAGGAGAGGACAGAAAGCUGUUUGUUGGCAUGCUGGGGAAGCAGCAGAGUGAUGAAGAUGUCAGAAGGCUGUUUGAACCCUUUGGCACCAUCGACGAGUGCACUGUGCUAAGAGGACCAGAUGGCACCAGUAAAGGUUGUGCGUUCGUAAAAUUCCAAGGUCACGCUGAGGCCCAGGCCGCAAUCAACAGCUUGCAUGGAAGCCGUACAAUGCCUGGAGCGUCGUCCAGUCUGGUGGUCAAGUUCGCAGACACAGAGAAGGAGCGGGGGCUGAGGAGGAUGCAGCAGGUGGCUUCCCAGCUCGGCAUUUUCAGCCCCAUGACCCUCAACUUCCCUGCCUACAAUGCCUACACACAAGCCGUCAACGCACAGCUCGUCCAGCAGCAGGCCCUGGUUGCCCAGUCAGCAUACUUGUCUCCUGUUGCAACAGUUGCUGCUGUACAGAUGCAGCAGAUGGCGGCGCUUAAUGCCAACGGAAUCAUUGCCACACCCAUUACACCCAUCACGCCGUCCUCGGGAACAAACACCCCACCAACUAUCGCAGCGACACCUGUUCCAGCUCUGCCUCCGCCGAUUGGAGUCAACGGCUACAGCAGUGUUCCAGCACCAACCAAUGGGCAGCAGGCGACAGAAACUUUAUACACCAAUGGCGUUCAUCCAUAUCAAGAUUUUUGUAUCUCCCCAGCUCAAACUCCAGCUGCAGCCUUGGACCCGCUACAACAGGCCUACGCCGGCAUGCAGCACUACACAGCGGCAUACCCCGCUGCCUACGGAUUGGUCGGACAGCCGUUCCCCCAGCAGCCAACACUGGUUGCCCAGCAACACCAGCAGCCCCAGCAACAGCAGCAGAGAGAAGGGCCAGAGGGCUGCAACAUCUUCAUCUACCACCUGCCUCAGGAAUUCAGCGACUCUGAGAUGCUGCAGAUGUUCUUGCCCUUUGGCAAUGUCAUUUCAGCGAAGGUGUUUGUUGAUCGGGCCACCAACCAGAGCAAAUGUUUCGGAUUCGUGAGUUUUGACAAUCCUGCCAGUGCUCAAGCAGCCAUCCAGGCCAUGAACGGAUUCCAGAUCGGCAUGAAAAGACUCAAAGUGCAACUCAAACGGCCUAAAGACGCCAACCGCCCGUACUGAGCCACGACCCAAGGGAGCAGGAAGGAACUCAGAGGUGACCGUUCAGAGUCCAGUCGAGGUGGAAUCCCAAGGUGCAUUGUGCUUUCAGACUGUCUGCUGCCUUUGAGCGUCCAGGAGCGCAGUCACAAACAGACACACACACACACAAGCCAACACACUACAGACAAAAGCACUCCCAGAAUUGAACUUCAAACGGCACAUGGCUGAUUUAAAAAUGUACAUAAACUGCACAAACACAAACACAUCUGCUGACAAUAGUCAGCCGACAAUUCCAUGGAGCUGAGAGCUUGUUUUGCCAUGUGGAGUUUGCCAACAGGGUGCAUAGUUCAGACAACUCAGAGAGGGCAGAUGGUGAAAAUGCUGAUAUAUCUCUUCAGUAGUCUAUUAACUGACAAAUAUAGCGGGAGAAAUGUUUCUUAACAAAAUAGGGGGGAAAAAAGAAGACAAAGAAAUCAAAAUAAAGAGACUUUGGAGAAGAUCCUACUGACCUGUAAAUAAUUUAGUUUACAAAGAGCAGCAUUUAAAAAAAAAACAAGAAAAAGCAAAAAUAAUACUACUUUAGAUAAACACUGAACAGGACACAUUAUUAUUAUCAUAACCGUGAUUAUCAUUAUUAUUAUUAUUAUUAUUACCACUAGAUGCAUCGUCAUAAAGGGAUAAGACAUUCCAAAAUGUAAAUUGGGAAAUCCCUGACCUAUUUUAAAUUUAUACCUAGAUCUUAGCUGAGACACACAGGGAGGGCUGGGGUUGCACUUUUAUGCGGGUGGUUUGAAUAUUUGAGCUAAUUUUUAUUUAUUUAUUUAUUUAUUUUGUUUAUUGGGUGAAAAGGGUUUGAGAUUGGGUUGCAAUAUUUUGAUUUUAGUAUUUUCUAGAGACAAUUCUGGAGGGCCUGUUUCUGUCAGACUCUUGCCACUGCGUGAUUCAAAUGUAUGUUAUUAUUACAGCAGCUAUAUUUAUUUCUAAUUUAUUGAUCCCUGUUUUUUGAUCCACUCUGUUUUUGAGUUAAAAUUAAAAAAAAAGUAUCAUACUAAAA
Molecule: messenger RNA, 3041 nt
Organism: Synchiropus splendidus (mandarinfish)
Lineage: Eukaryota; Metazoa; Chordata; Actinopteri; Syngnathiformes; Callionymidae
Product: CUGBP Elav-like family member 3
Exons: 14
Coding region: 611-2008 (465 amino acids)
Biological process (GO): mRNA splice site recognition; regulation of alternative mRNA splicing, via spliceosome
Cellular component (GO): nucleus; ribonucleoprotein complex; cytoplasm
Molecular function (GO): mRNA binding
Source: RefSeq, a predicted model, not a curated record